This is a messenger RNA of Anopheles aquasalis, 1835 nucleotides long. RefSeq names its product zinc finger protein 252-like. Lineage: Eukaryota; Metazoa; Arthropoda; Insecta; Diptera; Culicidae. Gene Ontology annotation, molecular function: RNA polymerase II cis-regulatory region sequence-specific DNA binding; DNA-binding transcription repressor activity, RNA polymerase II-specific. The record is from RefSeq and is a predicted model, not a curated record. Gene Ontology annotation, biological process: regulation of transcription by RNA polymerase II. Gene Ontology annotation, cellular component: nucleoplasm.
AUGUCGGAAGACGCUAACCUCGUGCAUUGGUCGAGACUAAAUUCGUCGAAAAAUGUGUUGCUCUGCGAUUCGAAAGUGUGCCGGUUGUGUGGCGAAGAGAACGAGAAUGGCCUCCCGUGCGAAAUUAGCCAACUAAUCAACCGGUACUUGCCGGUAGAGGUUCAAGAUGAUGGUAUCUCGCCACGGUGACAGUUGCUGUUCAAUGAAAUCGAGAGGGAGAAACAGCGGGAACUGGCAGCCUCCAGUAAGAAUGUUACCGUUGCCCGAGUGGAAGAUCUCGGUCCCCUAUACGGUACCCUUCUCGAUCAAGCAAAGUGGAACGAGCUGUUCAGCAAGGCGGAGCUGUCUGUCACACCAUGCGUCGGCAACGAUAUUCCGGCGAUCGAGCUUCACGAGCUCGAAGACUUGCUUAAACCCACCAACGAUAAGGACAUCCGGCAAGAUCAGACACCGUCCAUCAGAGAAGAGGAGGCGCAACCGGUUGCUGGAUCGACGAUAGAUGAAUCGCACGAAUUGAUCGAAAAGGACUGGAUCGUAAACUCAGAUGUUUCAAUGUCCGGUGGACGGUUGAUAGGAUUCAUGAACCACAAUGUCAGCGGCAUCGGUAGUCUGGUGGUGGUCAAAUUGGCCGACGGAUCAUCGCGAAAGCAGUCCAAGUUCAUCUGCGAUAUUUGUGCCAAGAGUUUCGCCCACGAGCGGCGCUAUGUGCGGCAUCGGAAAACGCAUUCCGUCCUGUUCGAGUGUUCCGAUUGUUUGGUAAAGUUCGGUACGACCGAUAAGUUGAAGGUGCAUCAGCAAGAGAAAGUUCACCGUGGGCAAGGGAUAGUGGAUGGAAUUCAAAUCGAUACGAAGACUACAGGGCACGGGACGGAGCAAUUGGAUCAGUACGCUUGUGAUAAUUGUGAUAACACGUUCUCGGAGCUGCAGAUGGUGUUGAAGCACGAAGAAACGGUGCACGUUAGUGAAAACAGAACAUACGUUUGUAGCGCUUGUGGUAAGUCCUUCCGGCAGAAGGAUCUCCUGAAGCGCCACCAGAGCACACAGACCGAAGGGCGUCCCCAUCAGUGUAAGGUGUGUGAGGCAUCGUUUAAGACACGCUCGAUGCUCUCGAAACAUACCAAAGUGCAUGACGCGGAAGCGAAGUGUCCUGUCCCGUGCCCCUGGUUCCCGUGUGACCUACAGUUCCGAUACAAGGCCGGCCUCAAGCAACAUCUGAACGUUCACGCGGGCGUGAAACCGCUCGAUUGUCAAUACUACGAAAAGCGAUUUUCCCAGCGCGGUACCCUGAAGGAACAUUUGCGAACGCAUUCGGACGAUAAACCCUUCUCGUGCGAUUCCUGUGAGGCCAGAUACACCACCAGCUCCCAGCAGCGAUUGCACGUCAUGCGCCACAACAGCGUGCGACCGCAACAGCGUCCGAACGCACACGCUGGAGAAAUGAUCAGUAAGCGUGUGUGUCCAACGUACCCAUCGGUGGCAUUCACGAGAAGAAUAGAGGGCCUCACUAGCAUAAUUGUCAGCAAACUCUUAGCAAGCCUUGAUACACGGACGUGCUGCAAGAUGUGAUAGAUCCCAAAGGAUAACAGCGAAAGGAGCAGCCGUCGUCGUCGUCGUCGUCGUUGGUGUCAUCGUCCAAUUUGUGGUGCAAUCGAGUUGCGAAACGAAUCGAAGGAAGCAAAGAAACGACGGAGUGAGAAGAAGAGGGCACAAAUAACAUACUUCACCGAGGAGCAAAUCGUUCUUUUCUUCCGUUGAAGGACCUUUUUCCACGUGCUCUGUUACCUGUAGUCAUUGCAUGCCGGGAAUGACUGACUCGGAGAUCCUUCGAAGGUGGA